This is a messenger RNA of Chrysemys picta bellii (western painted turtle), 858 nucleotides long. Lineage: Eukaryota; Metazoa; Chordata; Testudines; Emydidae. The record is from RefSeq and is a predicted model, not a curated record.
AAAGGCAGAGUUCAGAGAGUGCGUCACUAGGGGCAGCUCACUGUGGGUAGGGGACCCUAGGAAAACCAGCACAGUUUAUGUGCAGACUCGGAGCGAGCACCAUGGCUCAGUUCACCGGAGGAGACGAUUACCAGGCAGAGUUUGAUCCAAAGGCCUAUCUCGGAUAUUUUAAAUUUGGAGAAGACACCUUGGGAGAGAAAUAUCUUAACUUUGCCCUGAAACACUAUUGUAAAACCUUCACUUCAGGUGUGGUGAAAGGCGACACCCUGAUUGAUAUUGGCAGUGGCCCCACCAUCCACCAGCUCCUCUCCGCCUGCGAGUCCUUUAAGGAGAUCAUUGCUUCAGACUAUACAGAUUGGAACCUCCGGGAACUGGAGAAAUGGCUGAAGAAUGAGCCAGAAGCAUUUGACUGGACUCCAGUGGUGAAAUACGUGUGUGAGCUAGAGGGAAACAGGUACAGGGGCUGGAGAAAGCAGAUUGUCUACAGUCCUUGUGUAUUGCUUAGUUUGUCUGUGCAUCAUCAUCUACUUAUCCUCCUGGAAGCUGCAACAUAAUCAGUGGUGAAUACAGGCAGAAAUUUUGGGGAGAAAAUAAAGAGCAGGGGGAAUGUGGUUUUCAGUCAUGGUAGGAGUCUGUAUAGGGUCCCCAGGAGGUCUCAGCAUCAAAGAUCUUGGAGAGAGCUAUCAACUGAUAAUGGCAUUUUCCCGUCUGAAAUGCAGAGGCCAGGGUAAAUUCAUCUGGUUUCAGAUUUUUUAAAAAUCCAAAAUUCAGACAGAGGGUCCACUGAAAAAGUAGCCAGAGCUCAUGUCCCGUGGAAAGGGAACUAAAGAUAAAGUUAACGCAGGGUCCUACAAACAC